Molecule: messenger RNA, 1248 nt
Organism: Chlorella variabilis
Lineage: Eukaryota; Viridiplantae; Chlorophyta; Trebouxiophyceae; Chlorellales; Chlorellaceae
Exons: 8
Source: RefSeq, a predicted model, not a curated record
GACGGCACCCUGCCCUGCAUCAGCUGCACCGGCAGCCUGGGGUGCGGCGGCUGCAAGGCGGGCUCCUUCAAGGCGCCCGACACCUAUGCGCAGUACAUCUACCGCCUGCCCUCCUCCACCCCCACCACCUGCUCUACCUGCGGCGUGUGCGAGGACAACAAGUGUUCCUCUCAGGGGUGCACCCAGUGCCUGGCCGGCGCCACGCCCAUGCUGGUUGCCGGUACCACGCAGCUGAAGGACCCGCAGUACUGCAUAACCGAGUACUGCGAUGAGGUGAUGCCUGGGAUGCCCCAGAAUCCCAACCUGUACAGCUACUACCCCGCCUGCGCAGCGGUGGAGGGACAGGCCCAGUGCUCGCCCACUGCCGGCUGCACCGCCUGCCCCUCAGGCUCGUUCCUGGUGCGGAACCCUCUGGUGCCCACGGCGGCACGGUGCCAGCGCUGCGAGGGCUGCCCCGCCUCGCUGUGCGGUACCGCCGGCUGCGCCUCCUGCCCCAUCAAGGGCCUGGGCACGCGCACCGAGGUGCUCAACGCCACCACCCCGGCCGGCGGCAAGGUGUAUGCGUGCAAGAACGCGACCGCAAGCGUGACGGCGUUCCGCGGCGCCGACGUGCUACCCCCGACCGCCACCUGGCCCGCCUCGGAGUUUGGUGGCUGCGGGGUCGACGAGAUGGGCGGCGUGGGUGACUUCAUGUUUCUGUGGUACAGCUCCAAGGGCGCGGGCGUGAGCUCCGACCCCAACGCCGACCUCACCAUCGCAUCAUGGUCCGCGCUGCCCGAUGAUGUGGCAGGCAGGGUGGCUGGCACCACCAACACCACCACCUCCCUGGCCUUCCAGUUCCUCACCUCCACGCGCGUGGUCAUCAAGCUGACCACCGCCGACGUGCGCACGAGGCAGGAGGUCACCCGUACCGUGUACCACGUGCUGCCCAAGGCGCAGGACCGGGUGUGCAUCACCUUUGGAAACUACGUGACCAGCGACGCAGAGGAUGCUGACAUGGCGGCGCAGGUCUCUGUAGUCAACACCAGCGGCAAGAAGGUGCUGCUGCGGCUGAGCGGCUACCGCUCGCUCACGCCGCGCGUGGACGCCACGUUCGGCGACACGCUCUUCCCAGGCGGCGGCGUGAGCGUGUUUGGGCGCAAUGGCGCGCUGCUGGCCAGCCCCGCGGCGGGCGUCAAGUGGGCCUCCCUCGCCGCUGAGAACCUGGUCAUACUGCCGAGCGAGGCAGAGUGGCCAGACCUCGUGUAG